UGUGAAGGAAAUUGACUCAUUUAGGGUUUAGCAGAGCAGAGAGAAUAAUAAAGAGCUGACCUUUAUUCAUAUACUAUUUUAAUGGCUUUUGUGAGUAAAAAAUCAAUCUUUAAAGAGUUUUAAGAGAGAGAAAUGAAAAAAAGGAAGAAGCCAACUACCGAGUUGACUGCGUAAUAAUAUCCAAUCAUGGAGACACGCUUUUCUUGCUGGCUGUUGUUUGUUGAGGUUGAGAUUAAGGACGAAGAUGAAUAUGAUGGUGCUGUAAAUAGCCAAAAUAAAAAACAUUAAACACCCUUUCCUUAUUUAUUUAUUUAUUAUUAAAUUUAAUUUAAUUCCCCAUUUUUAUAGCCAUAUUUUAUGAGAUUAUUCCUCUUGUCUGAUCCAUUCCAUUCCAUUUUUACUACUCUCUCUCUCUGUACAUCUAUCUAUUAUUCUUUCUUGGCUGGAUCAUUUGAUAUAUGUAAAACCAAAGGUGUUAUUCCCAUCUGGGUUUUUUUUUUCUUCUUUGUAGAUUUUGAUUCUCCAAAUGGGUACUGGAGAUUCUUACUUUUGAGUGGAAAUCUCGAUGUGGGUAUUCUCAAGAUUUCAUUUUUAAGGGGAAUAUCUGGGGACCAGGAGAAGAUUCUAAAUUCUUUCAUGACUGGUUUCAGAGAUUAGGAUUCUCUAUUUGAGAAAAAGUUUUGGAAUUGAUCAGUCUUCUGACUAUUUUGUUUGAUAUGACAUUUUUGUGAGUUUCAUUGGAAAAGAGAUUGGAUUUCUCUCUUUUGUGUUUUUUUUUUUAUUUUUGGUUUCUCGAAGUUGACGAUAUUAAUUUAUUCAUUAACUCAUUUGACAUUGUUGUCAAAAUCUUUUCUUCUUCUUCUUCUUCAUUCUCUGUCUGUUGUUUUGUUUUUUUAUUCAAUUAGAGAACACAUUGUUCUCUCUCUUUCGUUAGGAAUUAUAUGGUUAGUGAGGUCCUAACCGAUGUAACCAAAUAGCUUUCUUAUGUACGAGGAAAAAAAAUAUUAAAAAGAAACUGUUGUGAGAGGGUGGUUACUGGUUUGGUGCAAAGGAAGAAUUUUGUUACACAAAAAGGUUACUUUUUUAUUCAUAUUUUUUUAGUACCCUUUAUCUAAAACUUUUGGGAUGGAUUAAAGAAGUGGUUGUUGGUGUUCUUCCCUUUUGAUGUUCCAUUCAAGAGAUAUAAGGAGCUCUUUCUUUCUACUCAGCCAGAAGAAAGCUUUAAUACCAUAACAUAACCAUUACUCAAUGAAAUUUCUAAGCAUUGUGGGGAAUUCCUUUGGAUGUUCAGCAUCUGGGGAACGUUUAGUUUCAGCUGCUAGAGAUGGUGAUCUCCAAGAAGCCAAGGCUUUGUUGGAAUGUAAUCCAAGGUUGGUUAGGUACUCCACUUUUGGUGUUCGAAAUUCUCCUCUUCAUUACUCUGCAGCUCAGGGUCACCAUGAGGUAGUUUCUCUGUUGAUUGAGUCUGGAGUAGAUAUUAAUCUGAGAAAUUAUCGUGGGCAGACUGCUUUGAUGCAAGCUUGUCAACAUGGUCAUUGGGAAGUUGUUCUGAUUCUCAUUCUUUUCAAAGCUAAUAUUCACAGAGCUGAUUAUCUGAAUGGGGGUACUGCUCUUCACUUAGCCUCUUUGAAUGGUCAUACUCGGUGUAUUCGCCUUCUCCUGGCUGAUUAUAUUCCUAGCUCCCCAGUUUUCGGUAAAACGUUGAGGAAAGCUGUAGACAAGGAAGAAUCUAAUCCAGAUUAUUAUAAGAAUGCUUUGUCUCAGAUUAUUAAUAGCCCUGCUGAUGGAGGGGUAACUGCUCUACAUAUGGCUGCAUUGAAUGGCCACAUUGAAAGUGUACAAUUGCUUCUAGAUCUAGGUGGUUCGGUUUCUGUAGUAACUGUGGAAGACGGAACUACAAUCGACCUAAUCGGUGCCGGAAGCACAGCUCUACAUUAUGCUGCAUGUGGUGGAAGUGCACAAUGUUGUCAAAUUUUGAUAGCCAGGGGUGCCAGUUUGAUUGCUGAAAAUGCAAAUGGGUGGACACCGUUGAUGGUUGCACGUUCGUGGCAUAGAAAUUCGCUUGAAGAAAUCCUAAGCACGCAGCCACCAAUUCAGUCUCAAAUUUCUCUAUCGCCUUUCCUGUCUCUACCCCUUAUGAGCAUUGUCAAAAUAGCUAGAGAAAGUGGAUGGAGGAAUGGUGAUACAUUGACAUGCCAGGAUCCAUGUGUUGUUUGCCUAGAAAGACAGUGCACUGUUGCUGCAGAAGGCUGCGAUCACGAGUUCUGCACUCGGUGUGCCUUGUACCUUUGCUCCACAAAUUGCGUGACAACAGUGUCUAAUGGACCACCGGGCUCAAUCGCAUGUCCUCUAUGUCGUAAUGGCAUAGUCUCAUUUGCUAUGCUACCAGGCACAAAACCAACAAGAGUAAGGGAAAUCGCGAGAACAAGUUUGUCCCUAACAUUUUGCACAUGCACAAGUGAGGCAGCACUAGCAGCUGCUGACUCCUCCUCAUCCCUAACAACACCAUUUUGCAAACCCGAGUUUCGUUGUGCACGAAUCUCCCCUCUCGGAUCCUCUUUCAGAUCCUUGAGUUGUCAAAGGUUCCCAUCAAUGAAACUCAAUUCGAGCUUUUGUAUGGGCGCCCCUGAUGUCAGUCCUUCGCUUAUUCCUGGCGAUUUAGAUAGGAAUUUGCAAAGCCAGUUGGCAACUCGGUGUUCAAGAUCGAGCUUUAGGCGAUCGAGUUCUCAUUCGGAAGGCAGAAGAUCAUGGUUUUCUGCACUCAAUCAGUAUGUAACAACCAGUAGUGGCUGCUGAUUAGUUGCCCUCUAAAAACUCUUGUUUAGUUAAUCAUUUUCAAUUUCUUCUCAGGUCUAUUAUCUAAGAUAAUAGCUGCCAUUUUUCUCUAAUAACAACUAUAUCAUGUGUGUGUAUAUAUAUAUAUUUAUAUUUAAAUUAUUAGAGUCUCCAAAAGGCAACAUAGUUAGCUAUAGCUGAUUUGGGAGACUCAUUUCCCAGUUGGGAUUUUUUACAAAACAAUUUCAUUUUCAUUCAAGAAUAAAGUUGAGUUUCUAUA
Cannabis sativa is the source of this 3055-nucleotide messenger RNA. Its product is annotated as probable E3 ubiquitin-protein ligase XBOS32. Gene Ontology annotation, molecular function: protein binding. NCBI's taxonomy places the organism in Eukaryota, Viridiplantae, Streptophyta, Magnoliopsida, Rosales, Cannabaceae. The transcript has 10 exons. The record is from RefSeq and is a predicted model, not a curated record. Bases 1249 to 2796 code for a protein of 515 amino acids.